GAAACACAUGUUCCUUCCCUGCUCAGCUGUUACCGCAUAUCCUGGUUUAAGUCACUUCCGCGUGUGUAAGGAUUCCUGUCUUACUUCUGGUUUAACACGAAGUUGCUUAUGGCUGUCAGUUAAAGUAUUGGAAGUUUGCUUGAUGGUGAGCCAGUACAGAUGGUGAGUCUGUCCAGGCACAUUGUGGGCUCUGAGGAAGGGUACGUGUUAUGCAAUGCUGGAUAGAUACAUGGUUUAUUUGGGUUUAUUCAUACUAAAUAUAUUUAUUUUAAUUUAAAAAAAAAAAGGUGGAUUACUCUCGAAUGCCACACAGCUGCUAUCCUGUGUACUAUGUUGGGUUUCUUUAUGCUGUUGGGGCAUUGCAAAGUUCUAUGUAUUUUUAUGCACUGCAAAAAUAAAGAUGGAAAUAAACCAAACAAUAUCCUCCUAAGAGAAUUUUAUUCCUCAUGGUAGAACCAAGCGUUUUGAAUUCCUGUCACUGCUGAUUAUUUUAUAUGCGUUUCGAUACAGUGUUGCAACGUAAUAAAAUGCUGCACAGAUAGAUUCAGAGUUAUAUUGUCAACUACUGUUAGGAUAGCCGUAAUAACAUAUUGAAUUAGAUAUCAUCCAGUGCAAAUCUCCAUGUAAGCCCCGACAAUGCCCAUACUAGCCCAUCUUCUCCUUGACAUUAACCCUAGCCGUGCAUAUAUUUUUCCCUGUGCCCUCCAGUAUUCCCCACAUUAAACCAUCCCAAAUUGUAGUGAAAUGAUUAACUGCAAAAGUUAGGCAAAGAGGAAGUUUGGGGAAAACAAAAGAUCCAGCUCCCCUAUAGUGGCAGUAUGUAGAUAUUGUAGCUUAAUUUUGCAAUUCCAUGUUCAGUUUCUAACAAUAUUGUUCUUAGUGAGUAAACACCCUUUGGUUAUUGUCAAGGAGAUAAACUGGUCAGGGAUAUUUAGUGAUACAGUAGCUCAUUGAGUGUUUGUGAGCUGGGCAGUCAGGUAGUUACACUAUACACUUCACUGUAACACUAAUGGCUGCUCACUAAAUUCCACAUUUUAUCAGAUUAUAUUAAACUGGAAAAAUUAAGGUUUACACGGUUUAUUUGGAAUAAUUCUCCAACUCAACUAUAUCCAGACUUUGACUGUUUUUAGCUUAAAUUUUACCAUUUGGAUUUGAUUGGCUAAAAUCUAGUGAAAAUCCAUGAUUGAAUUCUUACUAAGUUUUGGACAUACCAACAAAGCAUUGUGAUAUACAAUACAAUAUCCAUCUGAUAAAACUCGACAAACUCGAUGCCACACUUACAGUUAAAAUAUGUAAUUUCAUCAGAUCAUAAUUUACUGACUUUCAAACUAGGUUUCUAUGUUGCUGUGUGUUUGAAUUUUUGAUCACGUCUUUAAUUUUGUCAGUAUGGUUGUGUCAGCAGUGCCCUUGUCACCUUUUGUUCUUGUAAAUUUGUUUGGGAAAAAAAAAUCUUGUCUUCCUGUUGGCAGUACUGCAAAAAUCCUGGCAAUUUAUAAACCUGAAUAAAAACUGUUUCUGCAUCAAAGGCAAUCUGUCAUUCAUCAAAGCUAUAAUCAUGUUUCUAAAGGGAAACCAUCACUUUAACUAAUUUUGCUCAUAUCAGUUAUCAGUCAGUGAGAUCAGUUAUUAUUGUUUGACAGCAUAUACCCCAACUGUCCUAGAUCCAGUGGGACCAUCUUGAUUUUGAUCUUUUAUUCCACGCCCAGGGAUCCCAGUGAAAUGUCCUUAGUGAGUGCACCAUUAGACAUGUGCUGUGAUGACUUUCUGGGUUUGCCCACCUCUGUCCUUACUUUUAUACAUCCCAAUGUGACAGAGAGCAAUAUGUUGUCAUUUUAUAUCUCUUUACUUCAUCUGUGUGCUAGAUCAUGGAGAGGUUACACAUAUCCAUACCUUUUGUGAUUGAGUGUAGUUAUAGGGAACAUGUCCUCUCACUAAUAACUAUCAUAUAAUUAUCUUUAAAUGUAUGUUAUUGAGUCUGAUGUGUCCAUAUUAAAGCUCUGAUAUCUACAAGUUAGUUCCAAUACAAGAAAUAUUAAUAGGACAGGGACUUUUUAGGUGUCUCUUUAGCCUUUUACAUAUCCUGUGCUUACACUACAAAGGAUUUCAUUACCAUCUAUAUGCUGAUAACACUCAUAUUUACCUCUCCUCCCUUGAUCUCUUUCCUGUUCUCCUGGAACAAAUCACUGUGUCCCUCCUCUUUCUCUGUCUGAAUGUUGUCAUCCAAAUCCAAGUUCCACCUUAAAAAUAUUGCUCAUGUUCACCCUGUCUAAUGCAGAUGCAACUAAGGCACUUGUUCACACAUUUAUCUUAGCCGAUUGCAACUCACUACUCAUCAGCCUUCCAAAUACACACAUGAUCCCAUGUUAAUCUACAUUGAAUGUUGCCAUAUGGCUUAUCUUCCUGAUUCACCCAUAGUCCCACACCUCACCUCUUUGCUAGUCCUUGCACUGGCUUCCUAUACCUACCGGAUAAUGUACAAGCUACUAACACUAUUUUACAAAAAUUUCACCAAUUCCUAUCUUCAUUUCAUAAUAAAUGCAUCCCUUCCUGUUCCCUUCACUCUGCAAGUGACCUCCUCUUUUCCGGCAUUGCUAAUUCUCAUCUAUAGCAUUUGUCAAUCGUGGAACUAUUCCUAUGGAAUGUCCUACCUUCUUCUUUGUGGACAUUUCCCUAGUGUUCAGUCCUUUUUAAGAUGUCACUGAAAACAGAACUACUGUAUUUAGGAAAGCUUGCAUUUUUCCUGGGUGACUAAUUUCAUUAAAAGACUCCUGGUGUGAAAACCCGAUGGCUGAGUGUACUCGUGGAGGUGAGGGCUCCUUGUGGCCUGCUAAUUGCUAUCGGGCAGGAGACGCAUCCGGUCUUCUGUCCAUUAUUCGACCUGCAGACCGCUUGAGUCCCGCUUCCCCCCCUCUGGGCCGGUGGGGGUUAUCCAAGUCCCCGCUGAGCCAUGCUCUAGGGUCCCCCCAGCUUGCUGUGAGCUGCCCACAUGACAACCAGAACGCCGAGUGGUGGCAAACAAGAUGGCAGAUGCGCCUGUGAUACAGGGCCCGGUGCAGCAUCAAGCCAACCUCACUGACCCACUCGGACACAUUGAAAUGCGACUGAAAGCAGCCUUCAACUGAUUUUGGGCCGUUUACUAGAACGGAUGAAGCGGUUCCCCCUGUGUAAUCACCACUGGUGAGAAACCAGAUACGCAGUGGGACGAGGCCAGAGAGACCCCCCAAAUGCAAAACGACCACACGAAUAGUGCAACAUCCUAUUGUACACUUUCCUGGGCCUAGGGCAACCCAGGGAAUACCCCCAAAGCACCAACCACAGCUCUAUGCAAUUUCCCGGACGAGAAGAAUUUGGACUCAGGGAGACUCCAAGUUCAUGGCAACAGGGUGCGGGCUCUGGAACAGGCCUGGGGCAUGGGGAGUGACUCGCCUCUGACAAGCAGCAGGUCUCACUACAGUGGACAUUUUACACAUGGAAGAUGGGUGCCCAGCCAGGGUAUCUGCUGACUUUCCAAUUUUGGGUGCUGUAUGCCAUCCAAGAUAAGUCUCCUGACAGGAACUCUAACCUAGGCUAAUGCAAACCCAGCGGUUUAAUCAUAUUAUCAUAAUCAUAUUAUAUGGUUUAAUACUGUUAUAAUGCUAAUACAUUUCUAGAUUUUAUAAGUCUCCUAGCUCAACCUACAUUUAUUGAUCAGACAGGUGACCCUAGCUUGUUUUCUCACUUCUGAACGAUAUCAUCCUGUCCAGACAUAUAUCUACAUAUAUCCUCCUGUCUCUGCACACUUCACUUGUGUGUCUUCUGUCUUCUGUCCAUUAUUCGACCUGCAGACCGCUUGAGUCCCGCUUCCCCUCUGGGCCGGUGGGGGUUAUCCAAGUCCCCGCUGGGCCAUGCUCUCCUAUUCUCGGUCCUCGCCUUUUCCUUCAAGCUCAAGGGAAUGGGGGUGUGGUGUUCUGGCCUAUUUGUAAGGGGCUGGUUCACCACCACUUUUGGUUUUCCCUUUCGCAUUGCAGAGAAGCACUGAAACUGUUGCACAAUGGCAAUAUAUUUAUCCUUGUAAAUGAUCUCUAUGCUUUUACUGAUAAUGCAUGAGGCCCGCUUGACUCCUACUGCAUAUAUGGAGAAAUGUGAUUCCAGCUUAUCACUGCUGACAUUUGCUUCCUGAGGUACCUGCAUGUACCAGUUCUUGAUGCAUUUUGAAGGGAAAAAACAAAAUGUAUAUAUCUAAAACUUUUCAUACAAACAGAAAUUUACAACAUGUUCUCCCAUUCUAUGCUUUACCCUCACACCACUUUUAUAAGCUUAGCUAGAUAUCGGUAUAAUGUCUAUCAAUAUCUCCCUGCCUCAAUGACAAAUUGUUCUUCCUGAUGUUUUCUUAUACCUCCUCCUCCUUUGAGCAGGGCUUUUUCACUUCUGGUGUCAGUCAACAUUAUUUUUGUGUCAUUUGCUUGUUUUUAAAUAACCAGAAUGUGUAAUUGUUGCAAUAUAUAAUUAUAAAGUGUUGGUUUUAUAAAUGCUAAUAAUAAUUAAAAGAUAACAUAUUGUUUAUUUUUUCCUCUUCUCAAUUGCAGUGUUAAAAUGAAAGCUGUUAUCCUGGCUGCUGGCUAUGGAACACGACUUCUUCGAGACCUGCAUACUCAUAAGAAUGAACAAUUUAGACAUCUCAUAGGAAUUCCAAAACCAUUGCUCCCAAUUGGGGAGUGUCCUCUCAUAUCAUACUGGGUAGAUGCCUUGGAAGCAACCGAAAUUUCAGAAGUUAUUGUGGUUGUGAGUUUUUUUUCUUCUUUUUAUUUCAUACAGAUAGAUUGCACUGUGGCUUUUCUUGUUCAUUUACAUUUAUGAGCAUAUUUAUAAGUGUGAACUUUAUGUAUAUAUUUUUUGAUUCUUUAUUUUUCGUGUGCAUUAUAAUAAACAUGUUUACCGUGUCACGUCAGCAGAGGUGACCCGGAGUAAAAGCAUAGGUAAACAUAGGCAUGACAAUGAUAUGACUGCACAUAUUUAUUUAUUUUUUUUAAAGUGGAAGGAUCGUAAGCACAUCUAUAACCGUGUGUAUUGUAUAGAAGUGAGUUUGGCUAGGUGGCAUACCGUUAUUGGGUUGAGUGCGGGUGUCUAGCGUGUGUAUGCAUAAUAUAUGGGUGAGUAUCCCCGGGUAAGCUAAGGCCGAGUAUUUAUGUUGGUAAGCCGCUUUCCAACUGGUGAUGUGCACAGAUCCCUCCCACCGAACCCAGAUCACAUAGGCCACCUGACCACCCCGCUCAACCCUUCCCCGGGCCCUAACUGACAACUCCCUGCACCACAAUGCUACAAUGGCCCCCUUGUCAAAACUCAUCAUAGGGCCUCCUCACCCCUCUUGACAGCGGGUACUCACACCACCAUAGUACCCAUACCAUGAUAAGCCUAUACCGCCAAGACAGGUACACAACGAAGCGCAAGACCCAUCCCCCCUAACACACUCACCCAGAGCAGGGCUCUCGCUUGCCACUUAUGAUGUGACCCACCUCUCUGCUCUAUCUCUUGCUAUACAUGAGCUCACGCCUGACUUACUACGCUGUACAGAGGGAAUCACAUGUCAAGACAUUAAGAUUAACUUAUAUUUUUAAAUGCUCCAUUAAUGUAAACAUUAUGUGCAGACCUACAGAUCUGUGAAUAUUUUUAGAAAUUAUAAAGGUCAAACGUAUGCAGAGAAAUGUUCAGGCACCCCUGAAGUUCCAGCUACAGGCAAGACGCAUGUUUGGUGAUGCAGAAGUUGAUUUUGACUUUGCUACUGACGUAUAGAUUUCAUGGGUAAUAGACAUAUACCCCCUCUGCUUCUGUAUCUGAGUCUCACAUGAAGACUUUAUUGUUGUUUAUAUGAGUUUUAUUUGAGCAGCUAUAUCAGACUACCCCUUCAGUCAGUACAGGAUAUAGUUAAACAUAUUAACAAAUAGGGUUUAGGUAAUCACCCACUCCCCGCCAGCGUUAAAAAGGUAUUUUACUUACCUUUUCCCCCACACUGCGCUGCUAUCUCUGCGGCUGUAUACAUCUCCUUUUGCAGGAACAGCAAUAUUUCCAUGCCUCAUUCUAACAGCCACAAGAGGCGCUUCCUUAGAAAUAGCUGAGAUUGGCUGAGGUCAUCAGCCAAUCCAAUACUUGCCCAUUGGUAGGGUAGUGCAUAUGCGGGACAAAAUGCCAUGCCUUCCUGAUGCUUUUCUCCUGCUUUUUUUCCCAUUCUCAAUGAACUGUAUUUUAACUCCUUGAGAAGCAUUGGCAAGUUAUAACUGUGGCUCCAGUAAAGAGGCUUCUCAUAGUCUUUUGCAAGCUGUUUUUAAAUAUACCCUCAAUGAAAAAAAAAUGGAUAAUUAAGUGCAUUCAUGUUUUUACCUACUAAAUAGUGAUUUAUUAAUAAAUAAUGGGGGCAGUGGGGUGUUCCUUGAAAAUCUCCCUUCAUCUUACAGCGUACAUGUGCUAUAAAGUUUAGGUGGGCGAAGGGAGACCUCUACUGAUUUUUGGAACACAUUACAACUAAUGUCUGUGUGUGAUAACGUCUGCUUGUCAAAUAAGGAUGCAAAUAUAUAUUUUUAAUCCCGAAUAUUGUACGCAAAACUCAAUAAUAAUAAAAAUUACAAUUAAAACGAAAACUUGUUUCCAACUGUUUUUUUAUUUUUUUAUUCAGUUUUAAAUGUGUUUUAAUACUAACAUAAGUUUGAAUUUAUCGCUCCAUUCCAAUGAUUCUGCAUUAAAAUGUUCAAUUUGCCUCAGCAAGCAGUUAGUAUGCCCCUGUGGAUGUGGAUGUUAUGGUAAAUGUUACAUUUAUUUUGCUCUGUAUAGAAAACUUAUAGUUCUAUUUCACAAUAUUCAAAAUUACCCUUUUAUGUGCUAGAUGUUUAUCUCUGGUUUCAUUAUUGUAAUGGACUCAGCAGUAAAGACGUUUAUAGAGGUCCUUUUAGUUUCAUUUGAUUUGAUUACUUCCGUCCUCUGGCGUUUGUAUACAAAAAGCACACUUUGCUUUUCUUUCUAAUGUUUAUGAGAAAUGGCUCAAAACCAGACUCUUUUGAAUAUAUGAUCAAUGUCUGAAUUCCUAUACUUUGUAUGGAAUUGGGACAUUUUAGUUUUAAGUAGACAAGGAAUUGAUCAUAAUCGAAUUGCCAAAUUCUGACCGUGCCUCAAAUUGCCUUUCCCAGAAUAACUGGUGGAUUUUUCCUUACGUUUGCUAUUCAAAGCCAAAGGAAAAUUAACUUUCAAAUGUUUUAUUAAACCAUGCAGAUGUUGUUACUUUGCUUCUGGUGUUUUCAGCACACUUGUCAAAUUCAACAUACAAUUGUCUUGUUUUCCAGACCAAUGAUUAUUACCACAAUAAUUUCAAAGAGUGGGCCCAGAAGUAUAAGUCUGUUACACUAAUAAAUGAUGGGUCCUCCAGCAAUGAGGUAUGUUUCAACCUAAUAAAACAAAUAAAGGAUUUUUAGCGCCAAUAGUUCCAUUACGAACUAUGUAUCAACCUAAUACCUUAAUGUUUUCUUUUUACUUACAUUUUCACGAAUGAGCAGCCAUCUUGAAUCCUAUUGAUCUAGUAAGCAAUAAUUGUAGUCCAUGCCCUUUUUUUUUAUUAUUGUUUACAUGUUCUUUCUAUGGAACCACAGCAAUAUUUUUAAUCCCCAAAAAUAUUAAAUACAUCAUGCAAAAUAAACUAAGGCUUCAUAUAUAUUUAAAUGUAUACAGUCCAGGCAACCAUCCCCAGCUAACUUGAUUGUUUUUGUUGUUGUACCAUUGUCAAUAAAGUAUUGACUUUCAGAUGGAAUUGGAAAUCACUUUUCAAUGAGAACACAAUCCACAUUUUACACACCAUUUUACUUCUAGUAAUGCUGCUAUCAGUGAAUAUUGUCAAUUUAAAACCAAGCCAAACUCAUGAUUACCAUGAUCUCAAGCUAAAUUUAUCACUAGGUUAAAGACAAUAAAACUGUCUGUGGGCUCAAAAAGACAUUGCAGUAUAUAUGUGUUUCAUUGAGUUAUAUCUAAAUAGACAUUUGAGGUAUAUUGCUCACAUGUAAUGGUUACAUUAUAUAUUUUGCUGUAUUCCAUGGUAGUGCUUGUUCUUUAAUUAUUCAAUAAUAAGGAAUCAUUAGUGAAUGCUUCCACAUAUCAAGUCAAGUAAGGUUCUUGAGGUGUAUGCUUUGCCCAUCUCAUGCACAUAUACUUGAAAUUAUUUCAGGGUACUGGUUAAUUAUUAUUUUUAGUGACUUUUAAAGACUUUUUAGGUUUUGAUUUUACUAGAUGUAGACAGGAUUGUGAUUGCUGAAACUUGUGUGUAAGUUAUAGAAGUCCCUCUUUACCAGUUUGAGAAUGUUUAAAGUGUUCAAAAGUAUCAGAACCGUGGUUUAAAUCACUUUGACAUUAAAGCCUGCUAUAGUGAUGAUGCUAAGAGUGCCCUGGAACUCUCCAAUGCAGGCAGUCAAACUGUGAUGGUAUAAAUAUAAAUACUUAAUGUACCAUGGGUUUGUGAUUAUUAUCCACUCAUGCGCUCCACUUGUACCUUCGAUUUGCAUUCUAUAUCUAUUUGUGCUGAUCACCUUUGGGGGCACUAGCACUUAAGUUUGUAGCUGCAUCAUUGAAUAUAUUUCUACAACACUGUUUUUAUAAAUAUAUUGUACAUACCUGCAUAUUCUUUCCUUAAGGAGACAGUUUUACCCACUUUUUUUUUUUCUCCUUUUGAAUGCCUGUUUAGCGCUUUUACUGUCUUUGACUUUUAAACUGUGAUGGUGCAAUACAAAACCUUGGUGCCACAUCCCACUUCUCAGAGGGCCAUGGCAGGGUACUCCUGAUACUAAAAUCACUACAGUGCACUUUGAGUAUUGAUUGAAUGGCUCAUCAGUAUUUGUUAGUUGAACAAGAGGUUGUAAUUUACUUAUUAGUCUUUAAGCCUUGGUCUAAGUUGUGUUUGUUUUUUGUUUUUGUUUUUUCACUAGACCUUUCUGCAAGCCAAAUCAAUGCAUGUAAAAUAUGACACAUUCAUGUUUUUUUGUGCUUUGUUUUUGGAAUUUUAGGACCGGUUGGGCGCUGUGUCAUGUUUACAGUUGGCCAUUGACAAAAUAAAAGUAAAUGAUCAUAUACUGGUCAUUGGAGGGUAUGUAACUAUUUCAAAUAAAUAAUUUUAAUACUUAAUAUUGAUUAUGUGGUCUGCUUUGUAAAAUAAAGAUGAAUUCUUAGAAGUAUGCUAUGAAAUAUGAUUUUCAAUAAACUUUGUGCAAAUUAUAUUUAUCAUGGUUAUGUGUUUUGUAAUGUGUUGGCUGUAACUAUUUCAUGAAAGAUAGGAGAUCUGAGAUGGAAAUCCUUUUUCUUUUCUUUUCUUUUUUUUUUUUCAUGGCAACAUGUGGCGUCAGUAGGGGUUUGAGGUGCAGGCUACACUUGGGGGUGACACCCGGUGAGGUUCCAUAGCCCUGAAUCUCUAAUCCCCUAAUUGACCCUCACAGCAGACCGAACAACGAGUAGGGAAUGCAGCAUAGAGCUGUGGGUUUUAUGAUACGUUUCCAGGUAUUCGCAUAGGCACGUCCCAGUGGGACUGGGAAACGUGUCAGGAAACCCUUGCUUGUUCUACAAAAAAAUAGGCACCGUGGAAUAAAGAGGAUGGGAUAGGGAUAUUCAGCCAAUCGCUUACUCACAUUGUGGCCCAUAUCCUGCUUAAGACUGGUGUAAACUGUCUUUACCAGUGGCAAAGUAAGCUGACAAGUGGGGUACGAGCAUCUUCUUAAUUUAAAAAGCCUAGAUCAGGGACUCAAUUCACAGAAUUGAUGGUAAGGGUGAGCUUACAUGCUUGAAGGUGAGUUCUUGUGUCACUGUGUUUUGUGUCAGUAAAUGGUUGUAAGUAUGUCAUUGAUUGUAUAGGUGUACUGUUCCAAACAGUAAUUUCAGAAUGCAGUAUAAUCAAUACUUCCCAUCAACAGGAAUUACUUUGUACUUAUUAACCACUUAAGGACCACAUUGCGGUCUAUGCCAUUGUGCAGUGCAGGGCUUUAACGUCCAGUGAUGGCAUUGACCAUCAUGCAGUAUAGGUACCAGCAUAGGCUACAUUUCUGCUGGUACCAAGGACCCCAGGUAUCUUUCGCUGAGGGUCUUCUGGGGCCACAGUUAGUGGCCCCAAAAUGAUGAGUUGUGUGCAGCUCUCAAAGCCACGGUAUUUUGCUCAGCUGCUGUAUUUCAGUUACUACCCCAGACUGCUACCUUCAAAAACUUUUAAUACCUGGGUGUCCCCUCUGUCAGUUGGGGCCACAAUGAGUGGACCCAGACUGUCAGAAUCGCAAUAUGCAGAAUUCAGCUGCGGUAAUUUAGAAUGUGCCAAAAUAAACAGUGUCCUCCGAGCCUGGCACUGUCCCCCCAUACUAUGAACGAGGCCCACAGGUCUCCCUUCAUGCUCUUUAGUCAGUGAUUGGUGCUGGGCUUUGCCAGCUGACCAGCACCACUAUAUGUGUGCUGCAGCAUGAGAGGGAGCUCUCCCUCUGUAAUUUUGUGUUUUAUUUUUGUAAAUUUGUGUCUGUAAUUUUUUCAAUGACAUUUAUACGGCGUUAUUCCGUUUGUACAAAAUCUGCUGAAAAUGGUCAAAUGCUGACAGCAAUUGCAAUUCUCAUAUUUACUAAAGCCAAAUACAGUUGCAAUUCAUUCAGCCCAAGCAAAUCUGCAGCAAUUGCCCAGAUGCGUUACUACCCAGAUUAAAAAACACUAAUGGUAAUUCUGUGCAUAGUUGGCAUGUCAUCAGCACACAUAGCAUGCUGGCAACAAACAUCCAAUGGUGGAACCCCUUCCCACGCUAAGUCCACGCUAAGUCCUCACUGAAACCCUCCCUCUCAGCUAAGGAACAUCAGACUAAGGUAAGUAUUUAUUAUUUUUUUUUUUUUUUGGGAGGUGGGGUGGACCAUGCCAAUAAGGCUUGCUCCACCCAAAAAUCGUGUUUUUAUUAAAACCGUAACCAAGUAAUGGAGCUGCUCUGUUGGCUAUUUAAAAUACAUUAUCCCCAUGAUACAGUUGGAUGAAGAAGCUCUCUGUCAAAUGAUGAACAAUUCCCUUUUCUAAGUUGUGAUAACAUGCACAGUAUACCAGUCGUACCUGAUUGUAGAUUGUAGACUACCUUAGCUAAAUGUAUUGUACUAUACUAGCUUAUUUUGUCGUUUUAUAAAAUACAGACAUCUUAAAUGCUUGGAUUCUUCCCAUAAUGGACAUCACUCCGACAAUCACAACUUUUCUGAAUAUGCUUAUAUUUUUUAAAGGAAAAAUAAAAAAAAACAAAUACAUGACAUGCUAUAAUCAUGAAGAUCACUUCUAAUAUAUAGCACUAAAUGUAUAUUGCUUACAAUUAUUUUCAGGGACACCUUGUUUUAUGAGGAUUUCCAUCUCAAAGAUGUUAUAAGAAGAUUUCAGUCCCUUUAUAAGGAUAAUGCCAGUGCUAACCUGGUUUUAUCGUACACCUGUAAAGAUGAAGGUAAGUCAUACUUUACAAUCUGAAGGUCAAAGAAAAGUAAAGUAGAUUUUUUUUUUUUUUUUUUUAAAUCUUGCAUCUAACUUUUGCCAUCAAAUAUUUAAUUUGCUAUAUUUAGAGUUUAGUGAACAACAGAUAUUAUUACUAAUUAACACCUUGCCCUGUCACACUCCCUUCUCCAAUCAUGUCACAUUUGCCCCCCUAUCAUUCUCACCCUUCCUCAUUCUGUCACACUCACCCCAAUCAUGUCUCAUUUAACACCCUCACCCUGUCACACUCACCCUGCCAUAGUUACCGCUUUACUCACCUUGUCACAGUCACAAACUUUUACAUAGACAUUCAUCACACACACACACACACACACACACACAUGCACAAGGGUCACAGCAGCCCCCAUAAACACAACACACCGCAAGCAACUACCCCACACACACGGUCUCAAAGAUGAACAUUCCAACACAAGGAUACUCUCGGUCAGACACACACUUUCAGGCACAUACACAUGUAGACCAUGCCAGACACACUCAAACACACACACCUUCACUUAUGUAUACACGACUUCAAGGUUAUGUAACCAUACCCCGCAGUCGUGAAUAAAUGAUUAGCAUAAUUGCUAAUUAAAUCUAAUUUAGUUGGCAAAUUAUGCCAUUACUACAGUCAGAGAGCUCACAAAGCAGCGGCACAGGGAGCCACGACACUGCAAGCCUCUGAAAAAUGAAUACAGAGACUAGCUCUCAGUAUCCAGCGCUGCAAGCUUGUCCUUCAAUACAACUAGAGCACCUUAUAUAUACACAAUGCAACCCCUAUGUUUUUUUUUUUUUUUUUUUACUUUGGGUGUUAGUGGGGCCUCAUGUUUGAAUUUCGUCUAAGGCCUCACAAAGUCUAGAGCCGCCACUGGUGUGUAAUUGCGGCCUCCCAAUGCUUCUCGAUGAGCUGUAAUACAGGCCCAGAAUGCAUGCCACGCUCUGUGAAACUAAUGGAAGCAGAAAAAAAAAAACAACUUUUUGCCUAAGUUACAGUUGGGAAGGCAUUUCUUCUCACAGUUAUAAAACUGCCAAUUUCUAUUGAACUUUCUAUAUCAACCAUUGGAAAAAAAAUAUCAGCAGACUUCAGACAUAGAAAGAACUUCCAUAGUGUUUUAUGUCACCGGCGUUUUCCUUUAACAGACCAUAUUUGGUUAGUUAAAUCUUUAUGUAAAUGAAAUUACAUUGUCUUUAUAAUAAGUGUAAUUAUGUUUAGGUCUUUAUAUGAAUUCUGUCUUCUAUAAAAGCUCUUGCUUAAUACACUGAAGUUACCAUGACACAUUUCUUUUACCCAGAAACUAGGAAAUAUGGGAUUUUGGAGACUGAUGAGGACCAGAGGGUUAGAGCGUUAAGAGAGAAACCUUCUCCCACGGAUACAACAUCAAGACAAGCAGUAAGCUGUACUCCUCUUUCAUAUGUUAAUCAUUUAAUGGGAAGAUGGAAUCAGUUCCAGACACAGUGACAAAAUCAGGAAUCGAGUUAUCAAUGUGUACAUUUCUCACACCUUGGGUUUGGUCAGUGGUUCACACAAAUCACUGCUCUAGCAGUUCUAAUCAAUGAGAAAAACAGUAAGAUGGUUUAAAGGUGCCAGUGGUUUUAAAAUCAUGAUAAAACGAAGGACACUGAGUGAAAUCUGGUGCUGUGGCUGACUGAGGAAUGGGAUUAUUAGAACACAACAUGAACAUUAAAUUUAAACUGAAUGGCGGUCAUAUAGGACUCCUAGUCUGUAACCAGUAGAAUACGGCUCUGUACAGAAUACAGAUUAGUUAAUACAAUUGUAAACAGUAUUUAAGCAGACAGCUUUGCCCCUUACUCAUAAAUCAUCACAGAAGAAAGAUUGGGGUAGGUUUAGCUCAUUUCAUGGGUAAUUCUUUUAGCAAAGUUUAGUUCUGAGAGUGAUUGGUGUUUAUUACUAAGUGUGCAAGCGGUGACAGAGCUUAGCAGCUCUCGUAGUUUACUGAUAGAACAGUAGUAGCAAGCACUUUCAAUUCUCAGAAAACACGUUGCAGGAUAUUCUCUUGGGUAUGAUGAGAUCACCAAUCUCUGCACUUGGGAAACUUUAUGCAUUUAAGGGGCCUAGAGUGAUUAUAAUUAUAGUAUAUGGCACAAAGGGAUAAACUGGCAUUCCAGUGCAUGUGACUGUGAAUGGGUACUACACACUUAAGGUCUGUCGAUUCAGGAUUAAAACAUAUUUUUCUUUUCCUAUCUUUUUAUUUGUUUGUAACUAUGCAGUGUCCUAUCUACUCUCCUGGUAACCUGGUGUAUUUCAGGCCCACAAGGGAUUUUUUUGUACAACCUGUAAACCAAAAUAUUAUGUGUUUCAUCCUACAUUAUGGCUUGCACCAUUAUCAGUCUGACUGACUUACCAAUACAACAUUUAUUUACCACAUCUUAUAUUCAGUACAAUGUGUAUAAUGUUAAAAGAGACAGCAUAUAUAUAUGUUGUUCAAUUCUAACAUAGGAGUUUUACUUAUACUCUACAGGCUGUCUUUCAGCCCAGUAGUAAAGUAUCACUUACUCCCUUACCACAUUCACAUAGUAUGCACUUUUAACAAUUUGUAUUUAACUUCAUUAACUUGUCCUCUACACUAUUGUGGUUGCCGUGUGUAUAUAGGUAAAAAAAUAUCUUUUGAUUAUAUCGGCAUCCUCUAUCUUUUAUGUAAGUUACUUAUCACCUUGCUAAAUCACUUGUUACACAUAUAACUCAUGUAGUAUUGUUAGAUUAUAUUCAUUAUCUAUAUGUUCUAGUGCAUUCCCGUCCGCGCACGGAUGACGCUUUGGGGUCGCCAUGCCAACGCAUAACAACCGGAGACUUGUUUGUCCCUCGUCGGCUCAGGUGUUGGUGGGUGCAACCAAUAAGAUUCUGUUGAUUCUGGUUGCCCUAGUAACACACAGAGCCGUCCAAUAAGAUUUUAGUAGGUGGUGUCACAUGAUCGGAAUCCGGAAGAGAUUCAGUCUGACAUGGCGCCCGCGGCGGCUCUGGCGGGAACGAGAAUGCAACACACCUGAAUGUAAGUACACAUCAUUAUAUGUCCUAUAUAAGUGUGUUUCAAUGUUUUUGAUAUUUUGUGUCCUGAUGAAAGCUCCUGUGAGGAGCUGAAACGUCGAUCUAUUCUUCGCAAUAAAUGAAGAUUUGUUUGUGGUGAAACCCUUGAGUGCCGGUAUUACUUUAAUAUAAAGCUAUUUGGAUUUUGCUUCCCAAGCACUACCAAGCCUCACUAAGCAAACCAGUAACCAACCUCAUGCUGAAGAGUUGCAUUAACAACGAAACAGCUGUCCAUGAGUGGUUCACUGGUUUUGCAUCUUAUCCUAAAUUGUGUUCCAAGCAGUUGUAUACUGCAAACACAAAUUAAAAGGAAUCCAUGUUUAAAAUGGAAUGAGGCAAAAAUGUGAUUCUUUGCUAAACUAAUUUGCAUAUGCCCACCCAGAAUCCUUUGCGGUUGUAACAUCACUGCUGAUUUGGGAUUUCUGUGGGAAAAGCAAGUCUUAUGGCUUGACUGGUAUGCAGAUUUUUGUUUAGCAUUGUAUUAAAAAAAAAAUAAAAAAAAAAAUAUAUAUAUAUAUAUAUACAGGGAGUGCAGAAUUAUUAGGCAAGUUGUAUUUUUGAGGAUUAAUUUUAUUAUUGAACAACAACCAUGUUCUCAAUGAACCCAAAAAACUCAUUAAUAUCAAAGCUGAAUAUUUUUGGAAGUAGUUUUUAGUUUGUUUUUAGUUUUAGCUAUGUUAGGGGGAUAUCUGUGUGUGUGCAGGUGACUAUUACUGUGCAUAAUUAUUAGGCAACUUAACAAAAAACAAAUAUAUACCCAUUUCAAUUAUUUAUUAUUACCAGUGAAACCAAUAUAACAUCUCAACAUUCACAAAUAUACAUUUCUGACAUUCAAAAACAAAACAAAAACAAAUCAGUGACCAAUAUAGCCACCUUUCUUUGCAAGGACACUCAAAAGCCUGCCAUCCAUGGAUUCUGUCAGUGUUUUGAUCUGUUCACCAUCAACAUUGCGUGCAGCAGCAACCACAGCCUCCCAGACACUGUUCAGAGGUGUACUGUUUUUCCCAAUUAUUUGAUGAUGGAUCAUUGUACUAUCGGUUCAGAUUGUGAAUAUCAUUAGAUUUUCUUUCUUAUUCUUUCUGAUAGCCAUCGCUGGGAGUACUUGGACGCCGCGUAUCACACGCUGGCCCAAGUACUCCACAGCCGCGGCUGGGCGUUGUGCGUACAAAAAGAAGAAAAUCUAAUGACAUGGCCUCCUUGUUCACCUGAUCUGAACCCCAUUGAGAACCUGUGGUCCAUCAUCAAAUGUGAGAUUUACAUGCAUUGUCCUGCAUGAAAAUCAUGUUUUUCUUGAAGGAUGCAGACUUCUUCCUGUACCACUGCUUGAAGAAGGUGUCUUCCAGGAACUGGCAGUAGGACUGGGAGUUGAGCUUGACUCCAUCCUCAACCCUAAAAGGCCCCACAAGCUCAUCUUUGAUGAUACCAGCCCAAACCAGUACUCCACCUCCACCUUGCUGGCGUCUGAGUCGGACUGGAGCUCUCUGCCCUUUACCAAUCCAGCCACGGGCCCAUCCAUCUGGCCCAUCAAGACUCACUCUCAUUUCAUCAGUCCAUAAAAACCUUAGAAAAAUCAGUCUUGAGAUAUUUCUUGGCCCAGUCUUGACGUUUCAGCUUGUGUGUCUUGUUCAGUGGUGGUCGUCUUUCAGCCUUUCUUACCUUGGCUAUGUCUCUGAGUAUUGCACACCUUGUGCUUUUGGGCACUCCAGUGAUGUUGCAGCUCUGAAAUAUGGCCAAACUGGUGGCAAGUGGCAUCGUGGCAGCUGCACGCUGACUUUUCUCAGUUCAUGGGCAGUUAUUUUGCGCCUUGGUUUUUCCACACGCUUCUUGCGACCCUGUUGACUAUUUUGAAUGAAACGCUUGAUUGUUCGAUGAUCACGCUUCAGAAGCUUUGCAAUUUUAAGAGUGCUGCAUCCCUCUGCAAGAUAUCUCACUAUUUUUGACUUUUCUGAGCCUGUCAAGUCCUUCUUUUGACCCAUUUUGCCAAAGGAAAGGAAGUUGCCUAAUAAUUAUGCACACCUGAUAUAGGGUGUUGAUGUCAUUAGACCACACCCCUUCUCAUUACAGAGAUGCACAUCACCUAAUAUGCUUAAUUGGUAGUAGGCUUUCAAGCCUAUACAGCUUGGAGUAAGACAACAUGCAUAAAGAGGAUGAUGUGGUCAAAAUACUCAUUUGCCUAAUAAUUCUGCACUCCCUGUAUAUAUAUGUCUGAAACCAAAGCCCUUCAUUUAAGGUAACACUCAAAACACCAUAACCACUAAAGCCUACUACUGUUUAAGAACAAUUUGACAAUUUCACACGGUACCCUGGGCAGCCGCAGCUGCAGUCCUACUUCUUCAUUGUCUUGCAAGACGUUUAACACCACUGACCUAAGUAUGGCCAUGCAGGGACAUUCUCAUUGGCCGAAAAUGCCAACUGAACAUUCUUAGCCAAUGAGCAUGUCUGUAUUGGUCCAUACUGAGCUCAGAAGAGACUGAACUGGACUACAGUCUGUAGUGGUUAUGGUGCUUGGAGUAUCAACUGUAUGUUUCGAUAUAGUAUUAAAUAUGUAACUGACUUCCUUUUGAGAGAGAGUAUAACGUUUAUAUUAUUCAGCUCUGUUAUUGACAUGGGCUACCAUGGAAUUUUAGGGCUAUUUAUAAAAAUUUUUUUAGCCAUCCAGCAGAGAUUGGCAUAGCUGAAACCUGGACCAAAUUCUGUCACUUUCUGGACAUUAAUGAAUUCUAUCAAUAAUGUUUGGGUUUUGCAGUUCGAAUUCGGACUUUCGUGAUAACCCUAAUACUACAAAUCAAAUUGCUGUGAUUGCAGGUACCCACCCCACACUUGUAUAACAUUCAAUAUUAAAGACAAAUAAACCCUGCACCUCUUUAGUGCCUGGCUGUAUUAUUUGUCCAACAAAAACCCAGCGCAACAGUUUUUUUUUUUUGUUAGUUUUUUUUCUUAUUAAAAAAAAUUUUUUGUGGCUAAUAAACCAGUUGCUUCAUGUCCUGAUGAUUUUUUUUUUUUUUUUUUUUUUUUUUUUUUUUUUUUUUUUAGUGUCCUUGUUUUUAUGUGUUAUCUAAAGAUACCCUCCAGUCUGUGAGAGAAUUUCUUCAGGAAAAUAAGGUAAAUAUUUUAUUUUAAUUGGUUUGCAAAGAAUAAAAAAAAAUUUGUUUUGUAACUGAUACUAAAAGCAAUAUUUGGUAUAUUUUAAGGACACUCUUUGAUUCGCUUAUCAGUGAAAGCUUAAAGGUUGUUUAUUUUACUAUUACUGUUUUACUAAAGGUAAUGAUUUCAGUCUGUGAAUUUAGUUGGAGGUGACUAUCUGGGUAAGAUCUACUUACAUUCUUUAUUGAACUUAUACAGCAAUUCUGGCAUUAAGGAUUUCCAAAUUGAUUUAUCUAGUCAUUUAAAACCAGCUGUAUAUCUGAUGCUAGUGACCUCUUGUCAUGUAGGUUGGGCAGCAGUUGUUUUUUUUUUCUAUUCAAAGAUUUUAUUAAGGCUUGAAAGAAACAUUGUAGAAAGACAGUGCAUUAAAAUUGGUAGCAGAUAUGAGUUCAGUCACAUUUUCAUAGAUAUCAUAUAUUCAUAUAAUAUGAAUAAGCAAAAAAUACAAUAUACUAAGAACAAAGUACAUAAUGGAGGGGCAGUUGUGAAAACUAAGCCUAAGUGGGCGAGUAUUGAUAAUCAACAAAGAGCAAAUUCCGUAGCAAAUUCAGUGUAAAGGACUCAUGUAAAGCAUACAUGGGAUUUAUCUUGUGGCAGAAGUGGUUACAUUAAAAAGGCUAUGCAAUAAUGUUGUUCACCCUUCUUGUUACUGCUGUUGUGGCAUUGCAAGAACAUGUACUCCCUGAAAUGCACCACAAAAAUAAAGAAUAAAAAAGGCUAUGCAAUAGAAACAUAGAAACAUAGAAUGUGACGGCAGAUAAGAACCAUUCGGCCCAUCUAGUCUGCCCAAUUUUCUAAAUACUUUCAUUAGUCCCUAGCCUUAUCUUAUAGUUAGGAUAGCCUUAUGCCUAUCCCACGCAUGCUUAAACUCCUUUACUGUGUUAACCUCUACCACUUCAGCUGGAAGGCUAUUCCAUGCAUCCACUACCCUCUCAGUAAAGUAAUACUUCCUGAUAUUAUUUUUAAACCUUUGUCCCUCUAAUUUAAGACUAUGUCCUCUUGUUGUGGUAGUUUUUCUUCUUUUAAAUAUAGUCUCCUCCUUUACUGUGUUGAUUCCCUUUAUAUAUUUAAAUGUUUCUAUCAUAUCCCCCCUGUCUCGUCUUUCCUCCAAGCUAUACAUGUUAAGAUCCUUUAACCUUUCCUGGUAAGUUUUAUCCCGCAAUCCAUGAACCAGUUUAGUAGCCCUUCUCUGAACCCUCUCUAAGGUAUCAAUAUCCUUCUGAAGAUACGGUCUCCAGUACUGUGUACAAUACUCCAAGUGAGGUCUCACCAGUGUUCUGUAUAAUGGCAUGAGCACUUCCCUCUUUCUACUGCUAAUACCUCUCCCUAUACAACCAAGCAUUCUGCUAGCAUUUCCUGCUGCUCUAUUACAUUACAAUAUACCGUAGGCGGCUGCAGAGGUUAAAAAAAUGUAUAUAAAAAAUUGUGGAGUAUAGGUAUCUCCCAGCCGAGUACUCUCAAGAACUCUAAGGACCUUAGACCAGGCACGUACAGCCCCAAAAAAAGGCAGUUUUCGGCCCCUUGAUUCCUCCGAACCCAGGGCAGAUAACGGAGCAAUGCAAAUCCUAAAGGGUACCAUACCCACUACACCACCUGCUGGCCCCCGAGGGCGCCGAACUCCCAUCUUCCUCUUCGUACCAGAGAAAGAUCUCCACCAAGGACUCUGAACCCCAGCCGGGCUCACAGCGAAGGGGUGCAUCUUUCUCUAGGCCACCGGAUCAACCAGAGUUAGAGGCCCUGUCUAUCCGACCUGGUGCAGUCCAGUACGUAUAUCGCUGCAGUUUGUUGGCAGGCCCUCCCGGGCACUGAAGUGAUGCACCGGCAGCCCCCUGGGUGAGUUUUAUGAGAGCCUCCUCAUUUUCUCUCUGGAAAGGUAGAAAGUAACAGGGGGUUGAGGGUAAAACCAAAGUCCAAUGAACAUAGGCUGAGAGCGAAGUACUUAUAAUUUGUAACUGGCAACUUGAAAACAGGAGACCGGAAUAACCCCCUCGGUCAUAUGGGGAUUUGGGGUGUAGUGUGAGCGGGGCUGUAGUGUGAUUUCCCCGGCUGUCAUUGCUGGUUGAAAGCGACAGGCGUCUUCAUGCUGAAUGUUUCAUCCAACACGGGCGGAUGGUCACUGUUCUCCAUUAGUAUGCCGCAGGCUCAGGUCUGCCCAUAAAGCAGGGGUAUUCCCCCAUUCAAACACAGCCUUUUGAAGGGCAGAAUUUAAUGUUUUUUCGGGCUCAAGACUAGAGCUGCAUUAGAUGGCCUCCUGGCAGCUUGACGGUCCAAUAUGCUUAGAUAGUUAAUGUAAUCUUCAACAUCUAUAGAGUGUGUUUAUUUUUUUAUUUAUUUUUUUUAUUAAAGGGCAACUGUUAUUUCCCAGAAUUUUAAGACAUCUGUUUACUUAUCCACUUUAUUUAACAAAAUAUAUUUUUGCAAUGUGCAUAAAAAGGUUAAAAUGAAACUUUCUACUACUUGUCAUUUGCAGCAUUUGCCUGGUAUGAAAUGGAUUGUUCAAUAUUUUUAAAUAUUUAAUAUAAAUGUAAAAAUAAACAGAACAUCACAAUAAAAAGGUUCACAUACGCUACAGAUGAUUUUGAAUGUUUUGAAAACAAAGAAGAUAUUUCUCUAAAAUACUCCAGCCUGUAGCAAUUUCUCCUGUAAUACAUAAACCUGUAACAAGUCAAUGUAUUUUAUAUAAAUAUAGUGCAAAGUGUUAUAUUUGUGCACGUUGUUAUAUUCUACAACAGUGGUCAUAAGAAUCUUUUAGAGAAAUACCCACCCUCCGCGUAGACCUCACAUGUCAACCUACAGGUACUGAAGCAUUUUAACACCGUAUAAAUGUUUCUUUUUUGUAAUUUACAUUUUAUUGGAAUAUCAAAAAAGCAUAACAAUCAACAAACAUGUACAUUCCAAACCGUACAAUUAAUAUAGAAAAGAGAGAAAGACACAGUAAAGUAUUGCACAAAUAGAAGUCUUACAAACAGAACCUCAAAAUCAGACUGAGAAGGCAGAAGGUGUGAGAUGAGAAAUAGGUGUGCACAAGGAAGUGUCGCCCAAAAUGUGUGACUCCACCAGGGUCAGAAGGUUUUUCUAUGGGAAAAAUUAUUUCAAAUUCUUUAUUGAUUAAUGUAAAGAAUUUAUAAAAGCACACAAUGUAAUUCUUUAAUGCUGCGGGCUUUCCACCUUUUUGUUUCUUUAGGAUGCACCCUUAGAGGAAAAAGAUGCUCCAGGUCACUUUCUCUCGUGGCUCGUGAAUAGGUAUUACUAGCUUCCAAAAUUUUUAAAUAUAUAUAUGCAAAACACUUGGCACUCACCUUUCUGUUAUAGAAAAAUCAAUUUCAUACCCUGAUGCUAACCACGUUUAGUAAAUAAUUCCAAUAAUUUCCAGUUUUUCAUAUGCGAAAACAGGAAAAGGAAAAUUUGUUAAUUUUUUUUUUCACACAAAAAAUCUGUGAGUGCACCUACUUUAUUAUUGAAAUGUGUAUAUAUAUUACAAAUAUACUUGUGCUGGCUAAGAAUAUAUAUCAAUAUUUCUCAACAUGUUUUCACUUGAGUGCAGUAGUAGUUUGUUCUUCUAAGCAACCACCCCUAAUUUAAGACAUUGUUUAAGAAAAAUGUUUCUUAUGAAAUAACGGUUGACUAUUAAUAAAACAACGAAGCAUUAGUGGUCCAGUCAUAAGUACGAGUACAGGGUACAAAUACCAAAGAUUUCGAAAUGAUGUAAUUCAGUUACUAAACGGAAACUCAAUCAAAUAUUGAAUAAAACUUCUGGAAUUAUGAGACGUGGGAUAAAGCAGAUAAAAAAACAUAUUACUCUUUCAUGCUUUUGGGAACACGCAUGAUGUUCUGUUGGCUUGACUGAUUUAAGUCUUUACCUAGCUAAUAGGUACACCAAGGGCAUCUAUUUUUAGAAGCCACAGGAACCCAAGUUGUGAUAUCUUUAAAAUAUGUACUAUUGUUCUAAUAGUUUCAAUUUGUGGACCCACUUUUUAGAAAUACAUCCAUUUCGCAGUCAGUAUUUUGAGUAUUAAGGCAAUGAAGCUGUUGGUGAAAAAUGAAUAAGAACACAUGGAGCAUAACAUAUUUGAAAUAAAUAUAUUUGAGUAAGUUCAUGGCAACAUUUUGAUGUUUAAAUACAUAAUUUGUGUGUCUCUUUGCUCCAGAUUACAUUUCUGUAAUAUAUAUUUGUUUUUUUUUUAUUUUUAUUUUUUAUUUGUUUUUCUACAGAAACCCUGUUUAUGUUUAUCAGAUAUCUGGCCGUUUUGACGUUGGAAACUUGGAGUCUUACAUAACGUGUGACAGAUAUUUCCAGGAAAAGAUAAAAAAUCUUCCCAAUUAUCUUCAAUGAUCAGGAAUUUAAUAAAUUCACAUUGCAGCACAGCUGAAACACACAGAGCCAUAUUAAUCAGACACAGUAUACUACCUUUUAAAUAAUUGUGAUUUCCUUUUAAUUAAGCAAAAAAAAAUAAAAAAUGAAGUGUGCUACAUACAGGAUAUAGGACAGUGGAAGUUAGUGAAUAUAUUUUAAAACUUAACUUUUAUUAGACUCAAUAAAAGAACAUUCCCUAAAAUAACUGUUAUAGAUAAAGCUCUCAAAAUGAGAAAAAGAGACAGAAUAUAAAACUGGAGGGAGGUUUAUCACCUAAACAUAGUAUCUAAGAAACCGCAAUAGCCAGUAGAACAAAAAAUAAAUGUUUUUAUAUAUAUAUAAUCAAAAUAAUGUGAUAGCUGUAAAGUGAUCCUUAUAAUCGAAGAAUAUAUAGAGAUAUGGUACCUCUAAACUAUUGCCAUUGUAAAAUUUUAUUCUCAAGUCAUUAGUGAAUUGUUACUCAUAUUAUUAUAUUGAUGUUUUAUCCUCCAGAGGAAGAAAGCACCUUUGGA
Pelobates cultripes (western spadefoot toad) is the source of this 22513-nucleotide messenger RNA. NCBI's taxonomy places the organism in Eukaryota, Metazoa, Chordata, Amphibia, Anura, Pelobatidae. The record is from the annotation of a GenBank genome assembly.